This is a messenger RNA of Saccostrea echinata, 2461 nucleotides long. Its product is annotated as protein Wnt-4-like. The transcript has 4 exons. NCBI's taxonomy places the organism in Eukaryota, Metazoa, Mollusca, Bivalvia, Ostreida, Ostreidae. Gene Ontology annotation, molecular function: frizzled binding; cytokine activity. Bases 787 to 1851 code for a protein of 354 amino acids. The record is from RefSeq and is a predicted model, not a curated record. Gene Ontology annotation, cellular component: extracellular region. Gene Ontology annotation, biological process: neuron differentiation; canonical Wnt signaling pathway; multicellular organism development.
AAGUGAUUUUAAAUCUAUCUACAGCUUAAACAAGCACACUGAUAACACAGUGAUGUUUUUAUUUUGAUUCUGAAAUUAAAUUAAAAGUGAAUUUAAUUUUUCAAGGAGUAAACUGUCAUAAGGUUUUCCCUAGUUCAUUAACUGACCGUCUCAUGGGCGGGUAUGUCGACGUGAAAUGAUCAGCAUUACUUAAUAUUCUGUCGAUAUUUCCAAGGAUCUGUGACGGUUCAUGAUCAUUUAUUUAUCAAAGGAAACCGACCAAUCAAAAUCCACGCUCGUCAAAUUGAUUUCAUUCAUAUUCCCAGCGCGGCACCGCGUCUGACGAAUUCUACUAUUUGCUAGAUUUAUCGUCACCCGGGCUUUAAAAAAACAUGUGAAAAGUUUGGAAUUUUUUUAUACGUUACCUUAGGAUAUACAAAUUUUACACGUAAACGCUAAUUAUCGGGCGGCCGCUUUGAUCUGCCGGCUACGUGAUCACAAUCAAAAAGACACCUCGAUAGAUAAUUUGAUUCCAUGUUGUUUAAUUUAUGGUGUAUGUAAUUUUAUUUUGGAGGUAAAAUGUGAAAAGAAAAAAUCGCAAAUGAUGUCCUAGGCGCAAUAAAUAAUAUCACCGACAAGAUUCUGUAUUGUGAUCCUUUGCCUUGCUGGACUGACUUUUAAUUAUUUCAGUCUCAACACCUAUAGACAACGGUGUAUUUUGUGGCAAUGUGUGAUAAUAGAUAAAAAGUGUAAGAAUUAAGCUAUUAUCUGGACUAUUGUUUGUGCUUUGACGUUCUGCAUAAGGAGAUGAAGAAGCCCGAAGUCUCCUGUAUACUGAUCUACCUCUUCUCUGGAUUUUACCUUGUUGAGGCCUCAUGGUGGUACCUAGGUAUUAUUGGAUCGGUUCGACCAACCAUGAGAGAACUUCUGACGUCAGAUACGGAAGUGACGAAUUGUGCUAAUAUGAACUUUCUCUCGGAAGCACAGCGGAAGUUGUGUGCGCAAGAACGUCGUCUACCGAGAGUUAUCAGUGAAGGAGCGUCGUUAGGAAUCAGUGAAUGUAAACAUCAGUUUGGAAAUCGCCGAUGGAACUGUUCAACAUAUAAUUCUACAGAUGUUUUUGGAGGGAUUCUUAAAAAAAAAAUUCGAGAAAAAGCAUAUAUUUACGCUAUUUCAUCCGCGGGAAUUAUGUACAGUAUCACACGAUCAUGUGCCAAAGGGGAGCUAGACAACUGUGGUUGUGACAUGAAAGUGAGGCGAAAAGAUACACAAGGACAAUUUGAAUGGGGUGGAUGCUCCGAAAACACUAAAUAUGGCGCCAAGUUUUCCAGAAGAUUCGUGGACACAAAGGAAUCCUCCAAAACCGCAACUUCCUUAAUGAACUUGUGGAAUAAUGAAGCAGGAAGGAAGGCAGUAAAGAUGAAGAUGGACCUAGUAUGUAAAUGUCACGGAGUAUCUGGAUCAUGUUCAAUUAAAAUCUGCUGGCAGAAAAUGAAGGAAUUCCGAUCUAUUGGAGCAUUUUUGAAAGAGAAAUUUGACGGUGCGAGCAUGGUUAAAUAUAACAAACCCAAAAAUAAAUUAAAAAGAAUUAGCAAAAAUAUGAAAAAACCAACGAAAAAAGACCUUGUGUAUCUGGAGGAAUCUCCCGAUUUCUGUGAUUUUCACCCUAAAUCCGGGUCCCUAGGAACCAAAGGGAGACAAUGCAUAAAAGACGGUUAUGGAUUGGAUGGUUGUAAUUUAAUGUGUUGUGGGCGUGGUUACUAUACCACUGUCGAGGACAUUCGGGAAGAUUGUGACUGUAAAUUUGUUUGGUGUUGUCGUGUAGACUGUAAGACGUGCACACAUAAAGUCGAAAAGCAUUUCUGCAACUGAGAAAAUGUAUAAGAAAUUCCCAACAAAUCUUGUUUCUGAUACUUUUUUGAAUAAACUUACAGUUCCUCUAGCAGAAUCUAAUGGAGACUGCAGAAUAAGAAGGAGAGACUACCUUAAGACAUUGCUCUACCAGACUCAUCGAAAACAUGAACCAUUUCUACUAAAGCAGUAUUUUAUAUAUAUUAACACUGCGGCAGAUGGGCGAUCUUGAGAAUGUGUGUUUCUUUUCCAGAAUUCACAGGAUAAACAUUAAAUUGAACUAUGUUUUGAAUUCUCAAUACAGAGCCCUUUCACUGAAACUUGCAAAAAUAAAAGAAGUGAAAAAAUGCUUUUGCAGAGUUCAAAAUACCAAACCACGAAAGCUUAGAGUGGCAUGAAAAUAUAUCUGAAAAAGAAAUUUGAGUGGUUGAUCAGUCUAUGUGGCUCUACAAACCUGACUGAGCAGACGAAAUGGAUUGGAGAACUUUGACGUGCACUGGACACAACAUGUCUCAAUGCACACAUGAGACAUUAUAAAACUGAAUUUUGACCACGGGUACUAACUAUAUUUAUUAUAUGUCUUUUAUACGCUAUUCUGUUUCCUGUGGUGUGCAUUUGUUUUGUUAUAUUU